CAUCAACUUGAAAACGGUACGAUCAGUUCAUGUCGACGUGCGGUCGAGUCUACAUAACACGUCUUUUCUACAAGAGAAUCAUAUCCUAACCGCGAAUAUCGUUUGAUCAUUCUAUCGAGAGUUUAUCGCGGCUUCUGGUGAAUUAUGUUGUGAUUUGGUUAUUAAUGGCAUCGGUAUUAGUGAGUGGUGAACAUUUGAUUGAGGGAAUUAGGUGGGUCUGAGUGGAUUGUCCGGAUAGUUUCCAUUUGUAUUGGCUUGUGCUGUUUACUUGCCUUUCUCCCUGGUGGCCGUCACAAGGUAUCGCCGAUUUAGUACCGCAUCUACUGGGCACGACAGAUUAACUCAACCGGUGCUGGAGACCCACUGAUAAUUUCAUUUGUCACUCGUCUCACUUUUCUUCUGACCCUUCGAUUUUUUCGUAAAGGGUGGCGAGAGGUCACAGCUGACGUCACCCGGGGGUUUAUCACCGCUGCUGAAUAGCUCCGGCACAAUGGACAUUAGAAAGAACUUCAAGGACAUAGGAUGGCCGAUUCACGCGGCUUCAAGUCAAUAGAUCCGCUUUGGAGUGGAGGUCCCCCCCUGGAUCCCGAGUACGAGGAGGUGACGGGUGCAGCGGGUUCCCUAGAUCGUAAAAAUCCAAUAACGGAGUCCCUGGAGCGAUCACGAAAGAAGCGCAAAGUCCUUCAGGAGGAGGCAGGAUUGCGCCCAGCAAGUGUACGCAGUCGUGAAGAUCUACGAUCACGAAGAAAUACGGAGGAGAAGUUAACGGGAACAAGUGAUCACAAUCCCCGUGAGCCCUUUGGCUUCAGAGUGGAGGAGCAAUAUGCGGUGCGUGGAUUUUACGGUGACAAUGUCCAAGGUGGCCCAUACGAGGCAUCAGCUUUCAAGCUGACGAGGGGACACAGCACUGGAAGAUAUCCCCAGUCAACAGCUGAGCAUCAUCAUCAUUACUACUAUCCUGGCAGUGUGAGACAACUUGGUGCAAGACCAGCUCCACGUCAUUAUUAUUAUCCACGUGGUGUAUUCAGUAAUGAGACGCAGGAAGAAAUACAGGAGGACGAUGAAGCUACUCUCAGGGAGUUGCUCAUAAGUCUGCAGAAACAGGUCAGCGUGAUGAGUAUGAACUUGAGUGCCAAGCUGGAUGAGCUGCAGCGGGGUGACCGCCAGCUAGAAACUACUGUAGCUCUGUGUGAGAUUCGUACGCAACUUCAGGAGCUCACUAAAAGUGUUGAGUCUUGUCAGAGCGAGGUCAGCGAGGUCAAACGUGAUAUGGUGGCGAUUAAGAGUGUUAUUCUUGUUGCUUGUGUCGUGCAGCACGAGCUCGACACUGUGCAGCAGGUGAAGGAGGAAAUCGAAGAGCUGAGGGAAUAUGUGGACAGGUUGGAGGAACACUCGCAUCGCAGAAAACUCAGGCUCCUGCAACAGGGGCUGACGUUUUUCCUGGCGUAUGCGAUAUUCGCUGCGGUUCUGGGGAUGCUGCAGUUUGGUUACAACACUGGAGUGAUAAAUGCACCGUCAGGGCAAAUUGAGAGUUUCAUGAGAGAUGUGUAUAAAGACAGAUAUGGUGAUGACAUGUCGGAAAAGUCUGUUAAGAGGUUGUUCUCAUUGGCAGUUAGUAUAUUUGCUAUUGGGGGUAUGGUCGGUGGUAUUAGCGGGGGCGUUAUAGCCAACAGAUUUGGCAGAAAAGGGGGCUUACUGUUGAACAACAUGCUGGGCAUCGUGGGGGCAUGCCUUAUGGGUUUUACGAAAGUAGCCCACUCAUACGAGAUGCUAUUCUUGGGUCGUUUCGUAAUUGGUAUUAAUUGUGGAUUAAAUACAUCAUUGGUACCCAUGUACAUAUCGGAGAUAGCGCCAUUGAAUUUGAGAGGCGGCCUGGGCACGGUAAACCAGCUCGCUGUUACGGUGGGCCUUCUAAUCUCCCAGGUGUUGGGAAUUGAGAAGAUACUCGGUACAAAUGACCGUUGGCCGAUAUUACUGGGUCUUGCUGUUGUUCCUGCUAUUGCCCAACUUGUGUUACUACCAAUUUGUCCAGAAUCCCCGAGAUAUUUGCUCAUUACAAAGCAGUGGGAGGAGGAGGCACGUAGGGCUUUGAGAAGGUUAAGGGGUAGUAACCAAGUUGAGGAGGACAUAGAUGAAAUGAGGGCGGAGGAAAGGGCUCAACAGGCUGAGUCGACAAUUAAAAUGAGUGAGCUUAUAUGCAGUCCAACGCUCAGGGCACCUCUUGUUAUUGGUGUGGUCAUGCAACUCUCUCAGCAACUUUCUGGUAUCAAUGCUGUGUUUUAUUACUCCACCCAGUUAUUCCUGAAUGCUGGAUUGACUGAGGAGAGGGCAAAAUUGGCCUCAAUCGGUAUCGGUGCGAUAAUGGUGAUAAUGACCCUAGUAUCAAUACCGUUAAUGGACAGAACAGGAAGAAGAACCCUCCACCUGUACGGUCUCGGUGGAAUGUUUAUAUUUUCCAUAUUCAUUACAAUUUCAUUCCUCAUCAAGGAAAUGAUUGGCUGGAUGUCGUAUCUGUCGGUUGUCUCGACACUCAGCUUUGUCGUAUUCUUCGCUGUGGGACCUGGCUCAAUACCAUGGAUGAUAACAGCUGAAUUGUUCUCACAAGGACCUAGACCAGCCGCUAUGUCAAUCGCUGUACUUAUCAAUUGGAUGGCUAAUUUCGUUGUUGGCAUUGCUUUUCCAAGCAUGAUGGCUGUUCUCGACAAUUACACAUUCCUGCCGUUCAGUGGAUUCCUCGCUGUUUUCUGGAUAUUCACCUACAAGAAAGUGCCAGAAACCAAGAACAAGACAUUUGAGGAGAUCCUGGGGCUGUUCAGGCACGGCCAUGACAGGAGCAGCUUGCGGGACAGCAGACUUUAUGGGACCAUGCUAAACUGUACGAAUGCAUUAGAGGGACACAUACCACCGGCAGAGAGUGCAGCCCUCAUGGUGGCAGAGGAGAAGCCCCAUCCUGAUUCAUUUGUUUUUGCAGCUGGAUCAGAACGCUCUUCCAUCGCUCCCGCUCAACCGGAAAGAGCACCGCCCCCGCUUCCCCCGCCACGCUUUCCGAACAGCGGUGUCUGACAAUGGGAAACUCCUCUUAAUAUUGGCAACUUUAUGAUAAUGAGUAUACCACUGCUACUCACCACCAACAGUCUGACAAUGGAGAAUCACCUGUACGAAAUAAUAACAGAGCGUAGCAAAGCGUGCGCCACAUUUCUUCGUAAGAGUUUGCGUCGUACUGCUAAUGCCCCUAUCUCAUGGAAUGUCGGCCUUCCGGAAAUUCAAGAAGCUCUGUGUGGACCAACUUCCGUGAGCUGUAUUGAACAGAUAUGAGAGAAGGAAAAAAAAAAUAAUCCAACAUUGUACCGAGAUAACUUUCUAUAAGUACUAAUCGAAGUAGAAGAAAAUCUGUUAACGCAAGUAUGCAAAUAAUUUUCCUUAAGAAAAAAAAA
This is a messenger RNA of Fopius arisanus, 3434 nucleotides long. It is a transcript of the gene Glut1, whose product is annotated as Glucose transporter 1. Gene Ontology annotation, molecular function: hexose transmembrane transporter activity. NCBI's taxonomy places the organism in Eukaryota, Metazoa, Arthropoda, Insecta, Hymenoptera, Braconidae. The record is from RefSeq and is a predicted model, not a curated record. The transcript is spliced from 16 exons. Gene Ontology annotation, cellular component: membrane. Gene Ontology annotation, biological process: monosaccharide transmembrane transport. Bases 523 to 3063 code for a protein of 846 amino acids.